This is a messenger RNA of Cryptotermes secundus, 1289 nucleotides long. It is a transcript of the gene Mos, whose product is annotated as serine/threonine-protein kinase mos. Gene Ontology annotation, biological process: protein phosphorylation. The record is from RefSeq and is a predicted model, not a curated record. Bases 69 to 1268 code for a protein of 399 amino acids. Gene Ontology annotation, molecular function: ATP binding; protein kinase activity. Lineage: Eukaryota; Metazoa; Arthropoda; Insecta; Blattodea; Kalotermitidae. The transcript has 6 exons.
UUAACUUUACUAAACACAACAGUAAAAGUAUUCAUUGAGGAACAUUGAGUAGCAAGGAUUAGACAGACAUGACUUUCAGUCUAAGGCACUAUCUACAGAAACUAUCCAGUCCAAAAAAUAUAUCACCUUUGUGCAUUUCAAGAAAUGAAAUGAAAUCACCCCUCUCUCAAAAUCUCCAGCCUUUCCAGACACACUAUAAUAAUCUUCAUUUGCCACUAUCAAACAGUUUGAGUGUUACAGAAGCCUCCCAUAAAGCAACAAAGAGUCAAAUUACAGGAAAGUAUUUAUCACCAUCAAGAAUUUGUGUAGUAAGAAAGCUGGAAUGGGGUUCUGAAUAUGCUUCAUCACCAAGGAAGAGUUCCCACUGUUCUUCCUGUAGAGUAAGUGAGGAAGCUAAAGAUGAUGGAGAUAGUUUGUUGUUACUUGAUACACAGAAAAUAACAGCUCUCUCAUCACAGGGACUGAAUUCCAGACAACACUGGAUAAAAUUGGGCAAAGGGAGCUUUGGAACUGUUAUCCAGGCGAAACAUGAAGGUGAAGAUAUAGCUGUGAAAAUAAUUCCAAAAACGAGGUUUCGUAAGUCUCUAGGAUCACUGAAGAAUGAAUAUAAUGCUUUAAAACUGUCCCACAAGAAUGUGGUGAGGGUACUACAGGUGACAGUCUCUGAGGGAGAAUAUGGUCUCGUUAUCAUGGAGCUUUGCACUGGCCUCAACCUGCUGUCUCUGAUCUUUGACCCAACAGUUAUCAUUAACAGUGUGCGCAGAACAAGGUAUGCCCUUGAUAUUGUACUUGCUCUUCAUCACUGCCACAGCAACAGGAUACUUCACCUGGAUGUGAAACCUAGCAACAUCAUGGUUUGCUCACAAGGAGAUUACUGCAAACUGUGUGACUUUGGAAGUUCUCAUGACAUGCGGGAGGAAGAGUACUGUACUGUGUCACCAAAUAUUAAUACUGUAGUGUAUACAGACCCACAAAUCCUCCAAGGUAAACUGCCGUCUGAAAAGUCUGAUGUUUAUUCCCUUGGAAUUACAUGUUGGCAGCUAUUGUCUCGUGAAGUUCCAUAUGAAGGAUAUACUUUACACACAAUAAUAUAUAAGGUUGGCUCUGGUGAGCUACGACCAAAGUCUAUAGAAGAUGCUAAAAUAGGAGAUAAUGACUUCAUCAGUCUGUACAACCUCUGCUGGCAACAAGAUGCUAUUAACAGACCAUCUGUCUGCACUAUUAUCCAUGAACUUAAGAAAAUUAUUGCUUCUCUCAGUGCACAGUAAUGCUGAAGCAUCUAUGUCAAG